CUAUUCGCAUCUCUGCCGACACGUCGUGAGGACGUCUUUCGUGAGACCACUCCGGUGCUCUAGCUUCGUCACUGCGACAGCGAUCAGUCUGCGGAGUGAGAUAAUCUCUUUUGCACGCGGUGUUCUGCUGAGUGAACGCGCUGGUCGUUCGAAGUGUGCUUUUUGAGCGCGCGACGCUGUAACUAGCACAGAGACGCCGACACGCUGGUUUCGCUUUGGCGCUCGCUAGUGUAUCGUGAAAUGUUCACAAACAUCGACUUCCGUGGCGUUGCGCGGGGGCCGUGCACCUACAGUAAUUGCGAGUGCGACAGCUACGAGCGCUCGGAUUCCUGUGACGCGAACACUUCGCAAAAUGCGACGCUGCAGUGCGGAUGGUGUUGCUAUUGCGGACAUCCGCCUGUCUCUCACAGCCGUAUUGACAACGUGGGCCACAGUCACUUCCAGCCUGCUUGCUUGGCUUUGGAAGCUGCUCCGUCACCGCCGCCUCUGCCCUUAUUGAUGGAUGGGACAGAGAUUUCCGUGGAACCGCCGCUGCUGGAAGAAGACAUGCAAGUCGUGGAAAAUGUUAACAUAAAAACAGAGCCGGAACCAGCAUCCGAGGAGGGCCUGCAAGUGGGCCAAGCCUUCAGCUGGCAUAGACAGCCCAUAUUUGCAGCAGUGCGCUUCUUGAACGACAAGUCGGUUGCGGUGGUGCCACUGGAAUGGAUUAAGGGUAGCCAGUGCAUGUGGCCACACUUUCUGUCAUCUUCAGACAUCGCCGAGGCUGCCCAGCGUGCCGACAGUCCUGACUCAUCUUUUAUUCGCCGCAACGUCCAGGUCCUCAAACUUACAUAUUCAUACGACAGGGCACAUACCUGGUUGCAAAGGGAAACCGAAGGCAGCCUUGAGGCAUUGACUGACGAAGUUGUUUGUCAUAUCAAGUUCCCGAGGGUGUCUUCUCCAGCUGCCAGGGACGACGAAAGCAGGUUUAAAGACUGGCCACAUGAACAGUCAAGCCCAGGGAAUGGUGUUGGCAGUGCCUCGUUGUUAGAAGCAAAAAAGAAUGCCUGCAGCCCGCAACACAGGGUUUGGAUUCACCGCCUGAGUAGCAGCGACGAAUGCACCCAACUGACGAGUUUCGUGGUUGACGGAAACGACACCACUGACGGUCCUUGCGCACUGGAUCUUCACAACCGUCGCAAUCUUUUGCCGGUGUGCUCGUCGAGGAUUGCUGUGUGCAGUGAGGGCAAAAGUCACGCAACGCCGGAAGAUGACGUCACCGACACCAGCGCCACUUUGAGCGACAACGCGAGUCCAAUGUCAGUAGAGAACGGCUACCAGUGUUCUCAGAAGUCAGCGAGGCACUUCAGCGCCACAACACAGGCAGAGCUUGAGGAAGGGGGCGAAAUGGUGAACGGUUCCAGUAUUGAAGGAAAAGGUACAUUGAGUGUAAUACUGAAAGAGCUCCGAGCAAUCCGGCAGCAGAACCAGCAAAUUCUGGCCGCCCUCGGCAAAAGCAACCAGAGGGACAGCAUGGAACUGGCCAAGGUGAAGCUGCCCGUCACUGACUUGUACAGCCUGUAUGAGCUCGAAUCAAAGCUGGCCCUCGAUCCAGUGUUUCGAACUUGCCUGGUUCACCGACUCUCCCUCAUCGGAGGCCCCGAUUUGCGAAUUUUCACUGCCGGUGUCCUUAGCUGCUUGCUCACCAAAGCCAUGGGAGAGAACUUCAGCGUGCUCGGGCAAUGCCACAAGAAAAGGCUCAAGGACAUGGUCCUUUACGACGUUGUUGAACAGGCCAUUAGGAGCAACGAUUUAUACAAGAACGCGACAUCCUGUUCAAUUCAAAAGGCUGCUGCUGCCUGGCUCAAGAAAUGUCCUUCAAGGAUAAUGGCAGACAAAAGAUUAUUUCAAGGGAUCCAGUGACUGCAAAUCUCAAAGCAUACAUGCAAAGUGCAAAUAUGUGCAAAAUGUGAAACUUGAGGAGGAUGCUAAUGACUCAAGCUCCUGUGAUUAGGCUCGUUCGAAAUGCUGGAACGAGAUUGUUUAAUCUUUUGCCUAUGGUCACAACUUUUUUAUCAUUUUUCAGAGCCUGACAGUGCUCUUCUGUCUAGGUUUUAAUUUGCGUCGAAUUUGUCUCUACAUUUAUAAUUUAUUUUUCAUAAGGGCCCCUGAAGAUGUAUAGAGGGAAGCAUAAAGCAAUGCAUUUGUACAAAAGAUUUAGACAUAUUCACUAAUUGUUUUUCAAAUAAAGAGUUUCUGAUGGUA
Messenger RNA from Rhipicephalus microplus (southern cattle tick), 2244 nucleotides. RefSeq lists its product as uncharacterized. The record is from RefSeq and is a predicted model, not a curated record. Lineage: Eukaryota; Metazoa; Arthropoda; Arachnida; Ixodida; Ixodidae.